Molecule: messenger RNA, 2053 nt
Organism: Sipha flava (yellow sugarcane aphid)
Lineage: Eukaryota; Metazoa; Arthropoda; Insecta; Hemiptera; Aphididae
Exons: 12
Coding region: 905-1714 (269 amino acids)
Source: RefSeq, a predicted model, not a curated record
UUAAAAAAAAAAAAAUUGUAAAAAUAUUGAAUUUACAAUGAGUGAUCACUUUUCCUGUAAGGUAAUAUUUUUGUUCUAAAAACGGCCAACUAAAUAUUUCGUUAUUAGUUUGUCAGUGACAUCUGCAUGCGCGUACGUUCACGUUGUUCGUAGACCCCACCCAAUUAUUCAUUUAAUCAUCAUAAGUGAUACCUCGCAACCCGCGGGCCACGGUACAUCGUAUUCCGCGUAUUGAUAUCCAAUACGAGUAUAAAAAUAAAUAAUGUAGUAUUUUAUUUUCAAUUAUCAUUCCGCGACGCGACGUUUUCGGAUCGUAGGCACGUGUGUACAUAGGACUACGAUUGUUUUGAUUAAUCGAUUUUUUCACCUAGUAGGUAUUCACAGCAUUAAUCGGUUAACCGAUCAGAAUCGUAAUCAAUGUAACCAAAAAUUAUUCGAUUUCAUACUUAAACGGCUAAACAUAAUAAUAUGAAAAAAAGAACCGGACGGGGACUCGCUCUGAACGGAGAUGAUUUGUUCGUCUAGAACAGGGAGUUGAUGUAAAUAUGUGGUCAAUAGUGUUAUUUGAAACUGAAAAUACUAUUGAAGUCGUUCCAGCACACUGGGUUAAAAGUAAUACUUGUGCCUGGCCCAAAAAAGAUGUAAAAAAAAAUAUUGAACGUAGAGUAUUAGCCAACAAAUUUGAAUUCAAUUAUUUUGCCUCGAGAACAUUAAAGAAAAAUAUUGCUACUCUAGCAGAAGCUAGAGCGAAGUUGAAGAAGGCUGAGAAUACUUCAGAUUUAUCUACUUGUGAUGAUGAGAUUUCAAAAUCUCGUGCAAAAAAAUCGAAAAUAUUUGAUCCUCCAAUUUUUUCCUUAGACAAAAGUUUUAUUUUAUUUAUAUUAUACCAAAAUCUAAUGAUAUAAUGAAUGAAACUAUAUUAAAUAGUUACAGUUUAAGUUGCGUAACAUCUAAAGAAAAGAAAAACUCAAAUAGUAUUGAUUGUUCAUCUUUUAGUAAUUUAGAUGUUGAAAGCAAGCAAGAUCAUAACAUUAAAUACAAAUCAAAUAAUCAAAAUUACAGUUUACCUUUAAAAGCAAAAAGAAAACUUUUUGAUAGAAACUCAUUUAGUCCUAUUGCAGCAUUUCCACAAGAGCAUAAUAUUUAUACUUCAAGUAAAUAUGAUCAUGAUUAUAAUAUAAAUAAAUCUCCCAUGUCAGUUAUUUCUACCAAAGGUUCUAUAAUCACGCCUGAAAAACAUGAUUUGUUUAACUUAUCUCAUAGUGAAUCUGAAAUAUCUAGUCCAAAGAUUGUGGAGCAUAAAAGAGCCUCAAGCACCAAAAUUAUCUACACAUCGUCAUCUCCUUUUAAAGUCUCUGAAGCUACACAAGAUACAAGUGAUUACCCAAAUUGUAAAUUGGCCUUAGAUGUCAAUUUACAGUCAUCUUUUAAAAAGGUGUCUAGUGUUAUUCAAAACAAACACAAAUUAAGAAAUAACUGCUUAUCACAAAUUUCUGAAUCAAAUGACAUAAUGAAUAAAAUUUUAAGAGUUGUCUUGAAAAUCAAGUAUGAUGUAGAAACAAUUGCUCAAAAUCAAAUUCAGAUGGACAAAACUUUAACUGACACUGUGCUUCAAGCCAAGGAUACUGAAAAUAUUUCUGAAGAACUAUUAGAAUAUGAUUCAUUACUUCCAAUUGAAAGUGAAGAACAAUUAGAUGAAUUUGAGUCAAAGUAGUUAAACAAACAUUUUAGAAAAAACAUUGUUAAUGGUCUCAAACGUUUAGCAAAGAAGACAUUAACAGCAACUAUAAGGCAAAUGUUAAGAACAAUUUUUGAGGAUGAUAUUUUGCAAAAGUACAGUUUUGUUGGACAGAAAAAAAAAAAGAUUUUUUCAUCUUUAGGUUCAUGCUCUAUAAUUAUUGAAGCUGUAAGAAAAGUUAAGGCAUUCGAAAAUGCAACAAAUGCUGAAAUUGAAGCACCAAUGAAAGUUUACUUGGCCGGAGCAGCAUUUAGAAAAAAAAACUAUUAUAGUGCACUCGCUAAGAAAUUUAUAAUAUUAUAUUAAUUAAUAAUA